GAGGGCGGUGAGAGGGGGAAGCGGCUGAAGCGUCACGCCAGCUUGUGCGCUCUGUGGCUUGGGACGAAGAGCGGAGGGUUUUGGAUCGGGCGGCAAUGGCGGUGCACGCCGUGGGCUUCUCCUCCGAUUUUGGGAAUCGGGGGGUGGAUGAGCUCCAGAUGCCGCAACAAGAUCCUGGAAAUCUUCUGCGACGCGGGGGGAUUCUUGGCAUCGACGAUGCAGGCAAGCAGCAGCAACCGCCGCAAGAAUUCUGGAUCGACCCAACGAUGUUGGGCGAAUGGCGGAGCGAUCUCGGCUGCAAUGCUUCGGUUUGCGGAAAUUUGGAGCCGUCGGGCCGAAAUCACGUGACAACUUCGCCGGUUUUCCCUUUCCCCAGUGCGGAUACCUCCUCGGUGAAGGCUCCUGGAGCAGUACCCGGGGUUCUUCCUCAUAGUCGAUUGCCGAAGUCCGGCACAACUUCAACCAGUGGGCGUCAUGCGUUACCUUUGCCUCCUGUCUCGUCUUCUGCUCGAGAUAUCGUUGCUGUUCUGUUUCAACAGAAUCAGGAAAUUAAUGCAUUCCUUUGCUUUCAGAACGAGAGGAUGCAGAACGAAUUGGUGGAGAUGCUCGAUAGACAUUCUCGCACUGUUCAGUCGGUGUUACGGCAGCAAGUUGCAAAGCGAUUGAUGGAGAAGGAAGCCGAGUUGCUGAGCCUUAAGCACCGGAAUGAAGAGUUAGAGGAGAAGGUGCGACAGAUAACCGAGGAAAACCAGUUCUGGUUCAACAUGGCCAAGAACAGCGAAGUCAUCGUGAGGAACCUCCAAUCGAGCCUGGAACAAACUCUGCACCACGGCGACCUUAACAAUCGUGUCGUCAUGUUCCCAGCAGACGACGCGCAUUCCUGCUGCUACGAAGAGGACUGCACCGCCGCGGCACCUGCAGCCGGUGCCGGGAGUGCGAAAUUAUGCACGACGUGCGGCGCGACGGACGUCUGCAUCCUCUCGCUGCCGUGUCGCCACCUCUGCCUCUGCAAGGACUGCGCAUCCCGCGCCGCCGCCUGUCCGGUCUGCGGCGCCACCGUGAACAAUUUCCUGGAAGUCUUUGUUUGCCGAUGAACCGCCCCCUGCUGCGGUUGCUGCCAUUUCUGGUUUCUUUAUUUUGGUGUUCUGGCAGUUCCUUCCGGCGCCUGUUCUUUGUUAAUAUCUUCCUUCCGCUUCCUAUUUCCUCUGCCAUCUCUCCUUUUUGUCGACCCAUUUGUGAAUUAUGUAAUGUUCUUUCAACAUUUUGAUGUAAUAUCAACUUUCCCAUCGAAAAUCCCCCAAAAUUGAUAUUUUUUUUC
This is a messenger RNA of Zingiber officinale, 1318 nucleotides long. RefSeq names its product BOI-related E3 ubiquitin-protein ligase 1-like. The transcript has 4 exons. Gene Ontology annotation, molecular function: ubiquitin-protein transferase activity. The record is from RefSeq and is a predicted model, not a curated record. Bases 96 to 1094 code for a protein of 332 amino acids. Lineage: Eukaryota; Viridiplantae; Streptophyta; Magnoliopsida; Zingiberales; Zingiberaceae.